AUGGGGAUAAGCAAGGCUGCUAUUUCUAGAGCUGGUAGCCCCAUUAAUGGGGGUCAUUUUGUUACGUGCCUUGCAAGAUCCUAUGGUCUUCUUAUUCCACCUUUGACCCGGACAUUGACAUGCAAGCCCAGUGAUGAACUCACUAUAGGAUAUUUGGAGUCUAUACGUGUGGUAACGAAUGAGGGAUCACAUUGGAGUAUCCCGAUGGAUGAUGAUGUGGUACAUCAAGACCAACCCGCACCCAAACUGAGGCCUAGAGGGCGGAGGAAUGUGAGAGGUAGGGGUGACAGAGGACAACCGGUGCACCAAAAUGCACCCAUGGGAGGACCCAACUUUGGGGGAGACAUGUCGGGUUAUUAUGAUCAGUUGGCGUUAAGUGUGAAUUGGAUUGGUGGGAUGGUGAAAAAUUUGGUGCAGCACUUGCAUGAUGAGCAACCUCCUCAUUUGGGGUAUCAUUACCCAAUUUUCCCUAGGUGGAGUGGGUAUAGCAAUCAAGGAGAUGUAGCGGGAAUGAGUGGAGCCAAUGAAGACGAAGAAGAUGAUUGA
Messenger RNA from Lactuca saligna, 546 nucleotides. Lineage: Eukaryota; Viridiplantae; Streptophyta; Magnoliopsida; Asterales; Asteraceae. The record is from the annotation of a GenBank genome assembly.